Brettanomyces nanus is the source of this 900-nucleotide messenger RNA. RefSeq lists its product as uncharacterized. The record is from RefSeq and is a predicted model, not a curated record. Lineage: Eukaryota; Fungi; Ascomycota; Pichiomycetes; Pichiales; Pichiaceae. The transcript has a single exon. The coding region runs from base 1 to 900 and encodes 299 amino acids.
AUGACCAAAUCAAUUUUUGUUACAGGAGCCACUGGCCUAGUCGGUAAAAACACCGUUGACGAGCUACUUAGGCAAGGAUAUCACGUGACAGGACUUGCCAGAUCCGAUGCUUCGGAAAAGGCCCUUAAAGACAACGGCUGUGAGGUGAUAAGAGGAGAUUUGAAGGACAUCGAGGCGUUGAAGAAAGGUGCUGCGGAAAGUGAUGGUGUCAUUCAUUUGGGAUUUGUCCACAAUUUUGCAGAUUUUGAGACGUGCGCGUUGAUUGAUCGGGCUGCCAUUGAUGCCAUGCUUUCUGCUUUGAAGGGCACCGACAGGCCAUUCAUCAGCAUUGGGGGAACUUUGGGAGUUAGUGAAGGAGACGGUAAACCUAACGAUGAGGAUAGUCCUUAUGUGGAUCUCCCUGGGUUCGGCCUCCGCUUUGAAACCGAGAGACGCGUGUUGGCUUAUGCCUCGAAAGGUGUAAGAACUAUCAGCCUCAGACUUCCACCUACUGUCCAUGGAAAGGGUGAUGUUAACGGCUUUAUACCUAUUCUUAUUGCAGCUGCGGAAAAGGCAGGAUACAGUUUCUACAUUCCAGAAAGUAAGAAUGUCUGGUCUGCAGUGAAUGUCGAAGAUUGCGCUUCAUUGCUCGUGCUUGCUUUGAAGAAAGGCAAAGCGGGAAAAGCCUAUCACGCUGUAGGCGAGCCAGGUGUUCCCUUGAAGGUGAUCGGCGAGGCCAUUGGUAGGAAACACAACUUGCCAACCAAAUCCAUUAGCUACGAAGAAGCAAAGAAGCUAUUGGGAUUCUUCACCGAUAUGACCCUCCUGGGGGAAACGUCGUUGAGUGAAAAGACCCAGAAGGAGUUGGGAUGGAAGCCAACUCAUGCCACUUUGGUGGAGGAUAUUGCUGAGUUUUACUGA